GUUUACGCCAAUGAGUGAAGUGUAGCUUUAGGCGACUUGUCGUUUUGCGUGGAACGAAUAAAUAGCUCAUGUUACAACUCCGGGGAGAGGUUCUGCUUUCGCGUGAAGCUCGCUGGCCAGUUGGUGUGGAUUUGAUCCGGCUGACGGCUCCUGCUAGCAGCUACCACAGCUAGCAGAACACGUCAGGAAAGCCAAAGACAGGUGACGACAAAUCCCGUCAGCCAUGGCGGGGGGAAUCACAGACACGGGGGAGCCCUACUCUGCCUUUGUAGGUCUGGUGUACAUGUUCAACCUGAUUGUGGGAACAGGAGCGCUCACCAUGCCCAAAGCCUUCGCCACGGCGGGCUGGGUGGUCAGCUUGAUACUCGUCUCCUUCCUGGCGUUCAUGAGUUACAUGACCACGACCUUCAUGAUCGAGGCGAUGGCGGCGGCCAACGCUCAGCUGAGAUGGAAGAGGAGGGAGCAGGAUGAGAUCAACGACAACGAGUCCACCUCAGAGUACUCGGAUGAUGACAGCAUAGUAAGGGGGCAGGCCGAACCGGAGACCAAGCCCAUCUUGUCAGUCCAACGUUCCGGCGGUCCCGUGGGCCACUUUGACAUCGCCGAGCGCAUGGAGAUGGGUCAGAUGGCGUCCAUGUUCUUCAACAAAGUGGGCGUCAACAUGUUCUACAUCUGCAUCAUUGUGUACUUGUACGGAGACCUCGCCAUCUACGCCGCAGCUGUGCCCAUAUCCCUCAUGGAGGUGGCCUGUGGAAACCAUUCAUGCAGCGCAGGAGCUGUGAAGUACAAUGACACGGAUGCAUGCUGGGGCUCAGUGACCAGGAAAGAUGCCUACAGAGUCUUUCUGAGUGUCUUUACUGUUCUGUUGGGACCGUUUACCUUCUUUAACGCCCAGAAGACCAAAUACCUUCAGAUCCUCACUUCACUUAUGCGCUGGAUUGCGUUCACCAUGAUGAUCAUCCUGGCGCUCCUCCGCAUUGGCGCGGGCGAGGGCCGCCCUUCCGUCGCCUCCCUGGCCGGUGUGCCCAACCUAUUUGGCGUGUGCGUUUACUCGUUCAUGUGCCAGCACUCUCUGCCCUCGCUAGUGACGCCCAUCUCGGACAAAAAGCGCGUGGGCGUGCUGGUUCUGGCCGACUACGUGCUCAUCCUUGGCUUCUACGCGCUCCUGUCCUUCACCGCUAUCUUCUGCUUUGACAGCGCGCUCAUCCACGAUAUGUACACACUCAACUUUACCGACAAUUGCCAUGUUCUGGACGUGCCCGUCCUGCGCUACUUCCUGGGCCUCUUCCCCGUCUUCACUAUCAGCACCAACUUCCCCAUCAUUGCGGUCACUUUGCGCAAUAACUGGAAGACGCUAUUCCACCGGGAUGGCGGUACCUACCCAUGGGUGGUGGACCGGGUGGUCUUUCCGCUUAUUACACUGGUGCCGCCCAUCGUGGUGGCCUUCUGCACGCACAAUCUGGAGUCUCUGGUGAGCAUCACGGGCGCUUACGCCGGCACUGGCAUCCAGUACGUGGUUCCCGCCCUGCUAGUCUACCAUGCCCGGCGCCACGUGGCGCCGGUGACGGGUCGCCACGCUGUCAACCCGCACCGUUCGCCCUUCUGCCAUACGGCCUGGGUCUGGUUCGUGGUGCUGUGGGCCACCUUCUGCCUCAUGUUCGUCACCGCCAACAUCAUCCUGACCGACGUCAGGAAAUGACACAUCCACCUUGUGCCUUUUUUUUUUUUUAAUUAUUAUUAUUUUUUUUUAUACAGAAUGCUAGCUAAUUUAUCAAGAAAGGACCAAACAUUUAACGUCCAUUUUCUAUACCACUUCAUGAGGGUCGAGGGUGAACCGAAGUCUAUCCCAGGUGACUUUGGGGGAGAGGAGGUACACCCUGGAUUGGUUGGCAGCCAGUCAAAUAAACAAAUUUAUGCACAAAAAGCUAAUUUGUGGCCAUUUAUGGAAAAACAGAGCCCCAAACAUCUCAAAUUUUUUACACUAUAUAUUAAAAUUUUUACACUAUAUAUAUAUAUAUAUAUAUAUAUAUAUAUACAUAUAUACAUAUAUAUAUAUAUAUACACACAUAUACAUACAUACAUACAUACACACACACAAGCGGGUACGGAAAGUAUUCAGACCCCAUCAUAUUGACAGAACAAAAACGGAAUUGUUGGACUUUAUGGACAUGAAAAUACAAAUUUGUGACUCCCCAAAUAGGUAUAACAUGCACACAAAUGACUCAUUUGUGGCCACAAAUGACUAUUCAGGUGUAAGGUGUGCACUUAAUACUAAUUUGUGGCCAUGAAAUAGGUGUAUUGUCUCCACAAAAUGCUAGUUUGUGGCCACAAUUUACUAAUUUAUGGACAAUAUAUGUGGAGACAAUAUUCAUUUUUGGCCAUUAGGUAAGUAUAAUGUGUGCAUGAAUUACUAAUUUGUGACUAUAAAAUAGGUAUCAUGUUAAAAAAACAAAAAAUAGGUAUAAAUUGAGCACUAAAUUAAAAGGAAUUAGCCGUUAGGUAUAAAGAGAGCACAAAUUACUAAUUUGUGGCCAAGAAAUAAGUAUUACGUGCUGUACGUAAUACUUGUUUCUAGCAUGGUGCGCACAAAAUAAAAAUGUUGUGGCUGCGAAAUGGGUAUAACAUCCACACAAAUGAGUAUUUAGUAAUAACGUGUAUACUAAAUACGAAUGUGCGGCCACAAAGUAUGUAUAACUUUUGCAGAAAAUGCUCAUUUGUGGCUUCAAAAUUCAAAUUAUCCGCGACAAAUUAGUCUUGAAGUGUAAUGUGCGCACAAAUUACAAAUUUUUGCCAAACAGAAUACUGAUUCGAGUCCACACAAUACUAAAUUCUGGCCGCUAUAGCUAUAGAGUGCUCAUAAAAUGCUAAUUUGUGACUACAAAAUACUCAAUUGUGGCCAUGAAAUAGGUAUAACGUGCGCACGAAAUACUAAUUUGUGGGUUUAAUAUCAUUCAUAUGAACAACUUGGACUUCUGGGUAAGCAUUUGGAUCGCACCUUGGCGAGAAAAUGCAUUACGCUAUGUCCUCUACCUUACUGGUUAGAGCAAGGGUGUGCUCCAUUUUCUACCCAACAGUCUAGGAAUUAUACUAAUAUUCAUUAGAAUUUCGUCCGCACGUUAUAUCCAUUUCUGGGCCACGAAUUAGCAUUUUGAGCUCAUGUUACAUCGAUAUUGAAGCCACCUUUUGUUUUUAAUCCGUCAUAUCAUGUCUGGGUCUCCGUACAAACAAGCAUUCACACCGAAGGACAAUUCGUUAGUUAACCUAAGAAAUAUCUUUUUGGGUUGUUGGAGGAACUCACACGACCAGGAGAAAGCCCACACAAGCAAGGAGAGAAGAUGAACACACACGGCGUGCGAACCAUCCGCGCGCCGUGUUGCCAAAAGGACCAAAUAUGAACAACUCAAUUUUGACCAUUUAAAAAUUAAAAAAAAAAAAAUCUAAAAUGUCCUCUGUGUUUUUCUUAGAAGUUUGUCAAAGGAGUCGAGACAAAAACAAAGAAACGCCAUCACCACGGUUGAUGCUGCUGUUGUUUUUUUACUGAUGUGUGAUUGGCCAGAUAUGUUUAAACGUGUGUGUGUGUGUGCGGGUCGGUGGGAGGGGUGUGGGGAAAAGAACAACACCAGAGUGUCAUUUUUUUCACUGUUAUAACACUUAUUCAAAUUUUUACUAUUAUAACAGUUAUUAAACCAUUUCAAACUGUUAUUUCACUAUUGUAAGUUAUUCCACUGUUAUAAAAUGAUUACACUCUGGUGUUGGUUUUCCUGACCGAACACCCCGUUGAUAUCAGGGAAAACUCCCGCAUUGGGCCAAAAAUCUUUGAGUUAUUUAAUGGAAUUAAAUAUGUCUACCAAACGUUAAGAAGGAUUUCCACAUUCGCCACAGACGAUGUCGUCGCCGUUAUUGCUAACACUUGAGUGGCUAAGUAACUGACAUUUAAACUUGUCACCCUAACAACGCCUUCCCACUAGCGGGAAUCGGUCCAAAAAUUGCACAAUUCAGAGUGAAUUUUUAAAAUGUAUUAUUAUUAGUUUUUUUGUUUUUUGUUUACCCAGUCCUGUAGCUACAUAACCCCCUAAUAUUAGGAAUGCCAUCUCAUUACAAUGUGGAAAUGUAUGCUUCCUGGAUGAAUGCGUUAUACACAUGAAUGUGUUGUACACACAGUUAUUGCACUGUUUUGAACUGCUAUUACACCGUUAUAGCAGUUUUAUAACGCUCCACUGUUUUAACUGCUACUCCAGUUGUAAAAGUGUUUUAACAGUUGUUACACUGUUAUAACACCCCAGUGGCAUUCUUCCCACCAAGAUUGUUGUGUCUUGCAACGAGAUAUGCUGAAGUACACGAUAGCGCAGCGUAUAAAGCCAGGCAGGAGAUGAUGUGGGAUGUGGCCACCGAGCGCCUGGGAAAUAGUUGCCAUGGCAACAGAGGUGCCUUUUGAUUGGAUCCUUGUGCUCAUUAUGUUUUCAUUGACCUGACAAUCACCCCCCACCGAGCAAACACGUUUCCGCCAAGUGUUGACUUUUUGAAAGUUUUUGUUUUAAUCAUAAUUUAAAGUAUUCACAAAGAAAUUAAAAGGAAUAUGUCUUCAUUCAUUCAUUUUGUCUUCAUGAAUACUGUGGAAAAGUUGGUCAUUCAAAUUCACAAGCAAAUAAAACUGACAAUGAGU
Phycodurus eques (leafy seadragon) is the source of this 4663-nucleotide messenger RNA. RefSeq names its product transmembrane protein 104 (gene slc38a12). Lineage: Eukaryota; Metazoa; Chordata; Actinopteri; Syngnathiformes; Syngnathidae. The record is from RefSeq and is a predicted model, not a curated record. The transcript is spliced from 10 exons. The coding region runs from base 224 to 1699 and encodes 491 amino acids.